Molecule: messenger RNA, 6783 nt
Organism: Myotis daubentonii (Daubenton's bat)
Lineage: Eukaryota; Metazoa; Chordata; Mammalia; Chiroptera; Vespertilionidae
Gene: GDAP2
Product: ganglioside induced differentiation associated protein 2
Source: RefSeq, a predicted model, not a curated record
UGAUUGGUGAGCACCGGCCGGGAACGGAAGUCGGUGUUUCGCAGCCCAGAGCUUCUGCAGCUGGUCACUCCGGCUUCCAGGGACUUGGAUCGCCUUACCCUUCCAGCUCCUGGAGGAGUGGUCCGGGGCGCCGAUCGGCGGCUUCCUAUGAGGAGUUCAACCCGCCCCGCCUGCCGCCCGGAUGGGACCGCGGGAGUGAGCUAAAGUCUCCCGUGAAUAUUGAGUUCCUGAGGAAUUUGGGAAAAGACGAGCUGAAGUUCCCAUCCCAUGGAUCCCUUGGGUGCACCUUCCCAGUUUGUGGAUGUGGAUACACUGCCAAGCUGGGGUGACUCUUGUGAAGAUGAACUAAAUGCUUCUGAUACUGCACCCGAUGCAGACACCAUUAGAUCACCUUUUCUUUUUAACAAGACUAUCAAUGGAAAAGUGAUUCUUUGGAAAGGAGAUGUGGCAUUGCUGAACUGUACAGCCAUUGUGAACACCAGCAAUGAAAACCUCACAGAUAAGAAUCCUGUGUCAGAAAGUAUCUUCAUGCUGGCAGGGCCUGAUUUGAAGGAGGAACUCCAGAAACUUAAAGGGUGCCGGACAGGUGAAGCCAAGUUGACAAAAGGAUUUCAUCUAGCGGCCCGGUUCAUCAUUCACACGGUGGGACCCAAGUACAAGAGUCGCUACCGCACAGCAGCCGAGAGCUCCCUGUACAGUUGCUACCGAAACGUCCUUCAGCUGGCCAAAGAGCAGUCAAUGUCUUCUGUUGGAUUCUGUGUCAUCAAUUCUGCAAAACGAGGUUAUCCUUUAGAGGAUGCCACACACAUAGCCCUUCGCACUGUAAGGAGAUUUCUAGAGAUUCAUGGGGAGACCAUUGAAAAAGUAGUAUUUGCUGUCUCUGAACUUGAAGAGGCUACUUACCAAAAGCUGCUCCCUCUGUACUUCCCAAGGUCAUUAAAGGAGGAGGGUCGGUCAUUGCCAUACCUGCCUGCAGAUAUUGGAAAUGCAGAAGGGGAGCCUGUGGUACCUGAACGGCAGAUUCGAAUAAGUGAGAAACCUGGGGCCCCGGAAGACGACCAAGAAGAGGAGGAAGAAGGCUUGGGAGCUGACCUCUCUUUCAUUGGCUCUCAUGCUUUUGCCCGAAUGGAAGGAGAUAUUGAUAAGCAGCGAAGGCUGACCCUUCAGGGACAGUUGUCAGAGGCAGCCCUGCAGAAGCAGCGUCAGAGAAAUUAUAAUCGCUGGUUAUGUCAAGCAAGAUCUGAGGACCUAUCGGAUAUUGCUUCUUUAAAAGCCUUAUACCAAACAGGUGUUGAUAACUGCGGUCGCACGGUGAUGGUGGUGGUUGGAAGAAACAUUCCAGUAACACUAAUAGAUAUGGACAAGGCCCUUUUAUACUUUAUCCAUGUAAUGGACCACAUCGCUGUGAAGGAAUACGUAUUAGUGUAUUUUCACACACUGACAAGCGAAUACAAUCACCUGGACUCUGACUUCCUGAAGAAACUCUACGAUGUCGUGGAUGUCAAGUAUAAGAAGAAUUUGAAGGCUGUUUAUUUUGUUCAUCCAACAUUUCGUUCAAAGGUAUCAACAUGGUUUUUUACCACCUUUUCUGUCUCAGGACUGAAGGACAAAGUCCACCAUGUGGACAGCCUCCACCAGCUGUUUUCUGCCAUCUCGCCAGAACAGAUCGACUUUCCUCCUUUUGUCCUUGAAUAUGAUGCCAGGGAAAAUGGGCCUUACUAUACGUCGUAUCCCCCAUCCCCAGACUUGUGACCUGCCCUCUCCCAGCCCUGGUUCCCAAGGACACCACCCUCUCCACGGAUCACUACCUGCUGAAGUGAUACUCAUUUUUGCUGUACAGAUCCAGAGAGCCUUUUGUGCCCACCUCUCUGGUAUUUUUUUAUUGACUGUAUAUUUUCUGGCACAUAAGCAAUCUGAAAACGGUAGGCCAUUCUGAAUUGCACACUUAUUUUAACUUUGUAUAUUUGUAUCAAAUGAAAAUGUUCAUUUGUAGAGGGUUGUUCAUAGCAAUUGGGGAGCAACUUUUGAGUAUCUUCAGUUUCCUGAAAGGACCCUGGAUUCUCCAUUAGACAAGCCACCCAUGUCACUCAUACCCUCUCUUUAACAUUGCACGCUUCCUUUGUGUACUUGAGCCUGUCUCAAAAUAUAUAGAACCAAUGUAUGCUGACCGGAUGCAUUAUUUGCGUCAGAUCCUGGCAUCACGUUUUAUACAGAUAAGGUGGUUAUGAUAAAAGAGAAUUGUCUGGGACCAAGGAUUUGGAAAUGAACUGAUAAGAAACGUCAACAUCACGAGCUAAAUAUAGGUCUUAGAAUUUUACUGCACCAGUUAAGACGAAGGUUUAAGAACUGAAGUUCCUUGGAGCGUGUGGUUUGUUAAGAUUGUUCUGGUCUCAGCGGUGGGGGAAACAGGAAGAUGGUAGGUAUCUUCAGCCUUUUUCCUAUAAUCAUGGGUGACUCGGUCUCCUUAUUCAAGGGGACCGUGCAUAUUGGUCCCCUAAAGUGGAGGGCAUCUGGGAGCCUUUGGAGAUGUGCGGUCUUCCCAGAGUCAUGCACGACCCUGUUUGGCUCUUAGAAAUGCCCCCUGUAAGGACCCUUCCUAGUUGCCCACAUCAGUGUGGAGGGAGUGUGUGCAUGGAACGAAAUUCCAGACCACGUUUGUCACUCAGGCUCUCCCUGUGCCUUAGCUUGCUUAUGGGUAAAAGUAGAAUUAUGCUCCCUACCUCACAGAGGUGUCAUGAGGGCAGCAUUUAGAAAGGGCUUUUGAUGUCUUUGGAUGAAGAAUGCUAGGGGAGUUCUUGGGGUAGGGUGUCUUCAGUUACUUUUUUCAAUGAUAAUAAAUAUGCUUGAGGGAGUGCUACAAGCCCUUCCCCUUGUCCUUGGCAUCUUUAGAGUGACUCUUUUCUUUUGGGACAAGAGCUGUUAGAGCAAAAUCCCAACCCUGAGGACCUCCUUCCUCUUCGUCCAGAUUUCUUCUGGCCUCCUCCCCCAGCGCUGCACUUUAAUGAGAGGCAUCUGCUGGCCAUUUUAAGCAUGUCUUCUUCAAUUAAGGUCACACCAUUAUCAUUUCCAUCUGGGUGUCCUCGUCCCCUCCAUGCCCUUCACCCCGGCAUGUCCAUUGGCAUUUUGGAGAAGCAAGUGUAGACAUCAGGUCUAAAGUGCCCAGGAUCGGUGCUCCCAAGGGCCUGUUCCCUUUGCCCAAAUUAAUUCUUCAGUGGAAGUAAAAGAAACAACUUCUCGUUGUUUGUGAUAGAGAAGUCCCCUUUGGUUGUGUUAACUGCAUCCCCUGUUUUCCCAUAUAAAUGAGACGGGACUUUACAUUUCUAAGGUACGCGCGCCUGUCUUCUGCGUGGAGUGAACACAUUUGCUUUCUGUGGGAAAUCAAAACCACUUGUUCCUUAUGUACUGCUUGUUUGUUAAGGACUUCCUGAUGACUUAGGUCAUCGGGUCCAGUGAGCCAGUCAGAAGUCUGGUGUUAAGCUUCCUCUCGAAUAGUAAUCCCUUAACCCCGUGAGCCUUGAGCCUUGUGAAUCUGAAAAAUUAACUUCAUCUGCUCCAGGCAAUUGUUAGGUCAUGUUUGAGGCAUCUUUUCCCUGGAGGCAGUUAUAAAAAUAUGCCAGCUUUUCGUGGUUAAAGCUGGACUUGGCUCCUUCACAUGGGCACCUGGCCCGAAUCAUUUCCUCUAUAGAUAACAGAGGCUGCAAGCUACUUCGCCAUUUGAAUGGAAACACAUUUACACGGACAGUUUCUUAUAGGCAAUCCUUUUGAAAGGAUGUCCCUUUGUGGUGAGUAUACCAGUGGCACAAGCAGGAGUCUCCAUAUCCUGAGAUUCUAGUUCAAUUGAUGUCCUAGGGUAGAAAGGUAGUAGAGGACUACGUACAUGUCAACCACGUUUCAUAAUUAAAUGGAGACUAAAGCUAAGGGCUGCUCUUCUCAAUGAAACUAAAUUUGGUGUGGGACCAAGUUUGUGUUAUCCUGCUGCCUGAAGUGUUAUGUAAUGAAGUUGUUUCUCGGUGUACUGAGAUCCUAGGAGUGGAACACAGUGACCUCGAUAUUGAAACGAUUAAGUAAUGCUCAGUGCCUAUCUGCCUCUGUGGAGCAGUGGAUGCCUGGACAACACACGCCAUGUUCAAGGAUGGACUUGAGGAUGAAAGGGUGCCUGGGUGGGGAUGACCACUAGCAUCUGAUGUUAAUUCAAAGCACCACCCAGUCCUUAAUUCAGUUAAACUUUGGUCAUGCCAAAUGCUUAGUUGAAUUGAAGAAACAACUUACAAGACGUUAAGUUAAUCCAUUCAUUAAUUCAUGCAAGGCAUAAUACGAUUUUUAAGACAAGUAUGUUUCUUGCUUCAGCAUAUGUUUGGAUUCUUCUGAACUCAUCUAUAUCUAAGUUUCUUGACAGCAAAAAUAACCUUGAAAAAAAGCUUAGUUUUUAUUAGACUCUUAGUGUCUAGAGGCCAAAGUGGUUCAUAUUUUAAAGAUUUUGCUUUAAUGUAUAUCUUAGUUCAUUGGCUGGUGCUCUAUUUAUUUAUUUGUGUGUUGUUGUUUUUUUAAGGAAUCCAUCUCCAGUAGUUUGAGAGUGAUCAACAGAGGAUUUUCAGAAUAUUUUUGAUAAGAAAAAUGGAUGUAGAUUUUUUUAUCAAAUACCUGAAAUCUAAAAGGAUUAAAAUAUCUCCUAUUUGUAGAGAUGGAUGAGUGUAAUCACUUUAGUAGAAAAAAAUGGUUAGCCUAUUUCUAUUUGUUUUUUAUUUGUUCAAAUAUUAUUUAAUGAAUUCAAACUGUACCUAAUGGUUUAAACUUUUCUUUGCAACAGUUAACAGGAAAGCGAUAAAGUGUAGCUUCAAUAUAGGCUAAAAACCACUUUUCGUGUUUCCCUUGGUACAUUGUGUAUGUAUGUAUAUAGAGUUUACAUUGCCUACUAUAUAAACAGAAAUUAUUAGAAUUUGAAGUAUUAGAAAGAAGAAUUGGAUGGUUCUAGGUGCAGUGGAUUGAUUGUAUUAAGGACCAAAAGGACUACAGCAUAUAAACCUCUAAAAUUGGGAUUAGCCAGGAAGUUUCUGAUUGUGGUUCCCUUAAGUUACGGUCAUUAUAAUUAACAUGCAGGAGAGUUUUUUAGCUGUACCGACAGUUUUGGUAUGUACUAGUACCUCAUGGCAUAUGAUUGAUUCUCGGUUUGCGAUUGCCUGAGCCCAUGAAGAAUAAAGGAGGGUUCUAUCUGUAAUCUAGGUCAUAUAAAAAAAAUAAAAAACUCAGAAAUUAUAAGGAUGGCCUAGUAGGCCUAACCAUACACACACACACACACACACUCACACUUUCUUCCCGCCUUUUGUCCCUUCCUCCUUCCAUCUCCCCACAAGAACAUUUUAAUUUUUUUAAAUUAAAUUUAUUGGGGUGAUAUUGGCUAAUAAAAUUAUAUGAGUUUCAAGUGUAUGAUAUGUAACACAUUUAUGUAUAUUGCAUUGUGUGCUUAUCACCCAAGGUCAGACCUCCUUCCAUCACCAUAUAUUUGACCCCCUUGACCCUUUACUCCUCCUGGUGACCACCAUACUGUCUAUGAGUGUUUGUUUGUUUUUCUCAUUUGUUCAUUUGUUGCUUUCCUCAUAUGAGUGAAAUCAUAUGGUUUUGUAUCCCACCUAUGAAUGAAAUCAUGUGGUUCUUGACAUUUUUUGUCUGACUUAUAUCGCUUAGCAUGAUAUUCUCAAGAUCUAUCCAUGUUGUCCCAAAUGGCAGUAUUUCAUCUUUUCUAUGGAGAGUAGUAUUCCAUUGUAUAUUUGUACCACAUCUCCUUUACCCAAUCGUCUGUCAAAGGACAUGUCAGUUUCCAUGUCUUGGCCACUGUGAAUAAUGCUGCAAUAAACAUGGGGGAACAUCUAUCUUUACGAAUAAAUGUUUUCAAAUUUUCAGGUAGGUACCCGUAAUAUCCCCACAGAAUUUUUAAUGGUGGUUAGUAGCAUCGGUGCUGUGGCUUCUCACAUAUCUGGGGUUCAGACCUUGGGCAUGCUUCUCAACCUUCUCUGAGCCUCAGUUUUCAUAUUAAAUAGGGAUAAUAAUUCUCCUUGAAUAAUUAAGAGAGAUGAAUGCAAUAAUGUUCAUGAAGCAUGCAUAGUGUUGAUUUUUUUUUGUUUUGUUUUUUAUGCAUAGUGUUUAUAAGUGCUAGCUACCAUCACUUUUAUUAGAAAAAAUAACAUUUUGCUAAGGUCUUUAUAUUAUUUUAUAUAUUGAGUAGUAAAAUCAGGAUUCAACUUCAAGUCUGACUCCAAAGCUCAUACUCUUAUGAAAAGUUAUUUAAUAAAGACCAUCAAUAUCAGUUGCUUAUAAGUUUUUAAUCUUAAAUACUAUUUUCUCAAUAUUUGUUACAAAAUUAAUGUUUCUGUGGAGGGGAAAUGGCUAAGGUUCCUUUUAACAAUUGUGUGGAUGUGCUAAUAACCAAAUUGACACUAAAUAAAUAUAAACUUUAUUUACAAGUUGUCAUGCUAGGUUGCGGUCUAGUAAAGGGAUGGUGUGGCCAUGAGGCCAACGUGUCUAUUAUCGUGCUCAUCUAUGAUCUGUAACUAAUGACAGCAUGGGAUUCGCCCUGAAUCAUGAGACAGUUUCUGCAGGAAAAGAAUUUCCCCCCAACCAGUAUUAUCCUGAUGUUCCCUGAUAGUUCUGAGAAAUAGUACGUAAGCAUCUUAAAUUUGUGAAACCUAUUUGAAAAACUUGCUUUAACUGUUCUUUAAAAUAGAUGUUAGUAAGUCUUCUAUCUUUUCCUAGUUUUCUAAAUAAAUUCUGGAGUUCUGAAAAAACGAA